Acanthaster planci (crown-of-thorns starfish) is the source of this 3933-nucleotide messenger RNA. RefSeq lists its product as uncharacterized. Lineage: Eukaryota; Metazoa; Echinodermata; Asteroidea; Valvatida; Acanthasteridae. The record is from RefSeq and is a predicted model, not a curated record.
CCCGUUUUUGACCAGUUUGGUAAAUUCUCCGGUUUAAAUCUUUUCAACCUAGUUUUCUACAUUUGGAGAUGAUGUUCAAACAUGUUUGUUUUGUUUUUUAGGAAUUUGGACCCUUCAUUGUCCUGAUAUCGACUGAUGUCUAUGUCAAAUAUGGUUUUAAACCACUUUGUACCGUGGAAUAAUCUAAGUCCAAGGCUGCAGUGUUAAUAUAGCCUAACUGUGAGCUACAGUGGACAGAGUUACAUGAUUGUGUAGUAGUCCUAUACGGUCAUAAAAUAACAAUAGUCCAUGCAAAAUUCUGACCUUCGAACCGAAGUCUCCUUACUUCAAAAUGGAACACUGAUGACAGCUAGGUCCCUUUAAUAACAUAUCGACCACCUUGACGAUUUGCUACCUCUCCCUCAAUAUCACAAGCGGUUGUUGAAGCUUGAUUUGAAUAGAUAAUGCAAAAGGUCCGCUGCCAGUCUGUCUGUUCGUAAAAGUGUGUUUAAUACUAGUAGAGACAGCGAGCUACACUAGCUUGGCUUUGUCACAAAAAUGCCGAUGAACACAAGGAAACGUUCUAGUCAACUAGGCGAUUUACCAGAGGAGAAGAGGUCCAAACAUGGCAAGGAGCCUUGUGUGGCCGAGCCUGAGCUGUAUACCACCAUUCCACCACAACCAAAGGCGAAAAAGCCUGGCCAGCUUACACACGAUCAACUCAAACGCUACUUCGACGAGGGAUAUCUUCUCAUUCCUGAUUUCUUCCAACCAUUUGAGCUGGAUCCCGUAAGAGAAGGCAUUGCAGAAGAAGUGGACCGUCUGGUUGACCAACUUUACAAUGCCGGCAAGAUCAAAGACAAAUGCAGCGAUGCUGGGUUGUUUCAGCGCAUGACGCUGAUUGAAGAGCAGUUCCCGGGUGCUGCUGUGUUGCUACACAAGACAGGAUAUCUUCCUCAGAGCUUUCGAGACUUGUGGUCCAAUGAGCGUUUGCUGAAUGUCAUGGAGCAAUUGAUCGGUCCAGACAUUGCAGGCCAUCCGGUGUGGAAUCUUAGAGUUAAGACUCCCCAAAAUGAGCAAGCGACAGUGCCCUGGCACCAAGAUAAUGCGUACUUGGAUCCUGAAGCUCUUCAUGUGCUGCAGCCCACUGCGUGGAUACCAAUGUUGGAUGUCCAAAAAGAAAAUGGAUGCCUGCAGGUCAUACCUCGUGGACAUCGGAAGGGCGUCACAGCCACCCACACCUGCUGCGUGGGAGGAACUUGGUAUGUGCAAAUCAAGGACACCAGUGAUAUGAUGACUUCCCUCGGUGUAGAUGUCAAGGAUGCGGUUACCGUGGAAAUGCCGUAUGGAGGAGUUCUGCUCAUGAACAAUGCUAUACCGCAUCAGAGCUUGGAGAACUACUCUGACAAAAUCCGUUGGAGCCUCGACCUUCGUUGGCAGAGGCCAGAUAAGCCUAACGGUUUCUAUGGCAUCAAGGACAGCGUGCUCAUGCGCACAUCGAAGGAUCCUAAUUAUACGAUAGACUUCGAAUCCUUCAAUAAAGUUGAUAGGCACAUCAAGGCUGUGGAUUCGAUGCUAGGAACAGAGAAAGAACUGGGCGUGAGCCGUGACACAAAGGCAGACGACGAAUUCGACACCACCAUAAUGGGUCCCUGGAUGAAGCGAUGGGAGUUGGUGCAUCACAACCGACAUACAGCCAAAUUUGAGAGGAAUGAAGACAGGGAUGACGCUACCAGCUCUUGGCAUUCCUGGGAUAAGGCUUGAUCACCAUCAACACUAAACCCCACGGAUAUGCUCUUGCAGGGGAUUUUUGGCCCAACCUGCCUUUGAUAUUUUCAACAUGGACAUUUAUAAAGCGCAAAACAUAUUCACCAUAAAGGUGCUCAAAGCACUUUGCACGAAUAAAAAAUCACAGAAUUUACGUGAAUUAAAAACAAACUGAACGGCCUAAAAACAGACAAAUACAAAACUGUCAACAACUAGAGUGGUUAAUUGAAGGCUUCCUGCAUUUUAAUUAUUUUUAACUUCCAUUAAUUCUGUAAGAAAAAAAUAAGGUCAGUGGGUUCAACUAAUACUUUCAUUAACAACACAUUGAAUAAACCCACCCAGUUAAAUUUAAUCAAGCUUUAUUUACUUACAACUAUGGCAUUGAAACACUGAGCAUGAUAUCCAAUAUACGUGGAAAUAGUUCAAUAAUCCGUUAAGCAAUCCGGCCACUAUCAAAUAAAAAAUCCAAAGCCCGAAACCUCGCAACAAGCUUUCAACUGCUAACAGUACCUACAAUGUUAACGCAAAUCCAGCCACCAACCUUUCCCACCUCAGUUAAAAGAGUCUGCUAUUUCAGCUACAUUCUCAUGUUAAAAAACCCUACACAUUUAAGACCAAAAAUAAAAUCCUUCUCAAGAAAACAUGACAUUAUUCAGAAAGUCAGCGAAUAUUUAAAAUAUUGUGUAUGACCUAGAAUUAAAACACUGAUAAAUUGAAGUAACUUUGUUUCAGUAUCUAUAACAUGUAUCAAUAAACCACUGCAAAGCCUUACAGUAUUGUCAAUGACGAAUAUCUAUAUCUCAGGGCAUAACUGAUAUUCAAUAUGGUUAAGCAAUGAAUGAGGAGACAAAUACAUUCCUAAUGAUUCCUUGAUCCAUCCUAUUUCAAUCCAACCACAGUAUGAUUACGAAAAACAGGCAGAAAUUUAGCAUUCUCCGUCGAUAAACAGAAAGCAAAUAAUAAAGUGCUGAAUAUAGGGAACAAGAAGUUGCUUAUCAGUAUACCAAGAUCAUGCAAACUGAUGAUCAGUCUAAUGCUCUCAUCAUGCUGUCAUAUGUAAAAGGUCUUUGACCUUGAAAGGCUAAGGCUGCAUCCGAAUCUCUUGUCUAGAGCUAGGUCUAGGUCUUCACUCCAUUAGAAAUGAGGGGAGACGCGUAGACAAUAGACCUAGCCGUAGCUUUGGAAGCCCGCUUCGGACACGGCCUAAGCACAGACGUGUCUAAGUCUAUAAGUCUUCUCAUUCCACUUCAUGAACAUAAUCAUUUAACAGUGAUAACACCAAAUUUUAACAAAGUACCUCAUUUCUUUGUAAGCUCUUCUGAUAGCAUCAAUAGUAAGGGACAGAUUCCCUCUCUUCUAACAUGAUUUCAGGUUUCACUGCCUUUUUUAAGGUUCAUCGAUCAAGCACACAAAAUUAAUUGCUUAACGUCCAAUCUAAUUCUGCUAAUCAAAUCUAACGUCCAAUCCUUUCUACUAUAAAGAUUUUGUCUUUGGGAUCAUUUUGACAUGAGUGUUAACACACCUUACGAAAUAAAAAGAUAGUUAUUCAGCGGCUUUCUGCAUAAAAUUCACACACCCACGUAAAUGUGUUAAAGUUAGACCGGUGUUACUGUUAAUUUUUAAUCAUGUUACGCCUCCAUGUACCACAAAUUUUUGUAUUGUAUAAUUACUGGAAGAAGUACCCAGAUGACUGGAAAAAUGAGAGUAAUUAUAUUCCUUUUGAUAUCGCGAAUAACUCUUCUUUUUUCCCUCUUAAUCACCAGAGUUAAAAGUCGCAGCUGAUUUCCAGUAAUUUUUUCCCUAGUAAUACACCAUAUGAACAUCAAGUAGUCUCGUCAACACAUACAUGUGUGUAAGGAAGAAUGUAAAAUUUGAAGUUUCUAAAAUUUGAAAAAGAAAAGCCCGAAUCUCAAUGCCACAAAAAAGGGCAAGAAACAGCUUAGUGCUUACUAGAAAGAGACAGAUGGAAUAAAUUUCCAGCAGAUAUUGAAACGUUCUGCUUCAAGCCUUAUGUGGAAGUGAGGAAAGUGAACGGUGAGUUUUACAAGACAGCAUCACCGCACAGCAUUUGUGCAUGAAUUUUAUAGUCAUUUUAACAAAUGUAUCAUGAUCACAAUUAAUGUGACGUGGAGUAUAUCAUUAGUUUGAGAUUAAUAAUAAUACUGAAAGUGAUCAGAGAGAACACAA